Molecule: messenger RNA, 2967 nt
Organism: Prorocentrum cordatum
Lineage: Eukaryota; Dinophyceae; Prorocentrales; Prorocentraceae
Source: the annotation of a GenBank genome assembly
GCCGCUGACGAGCGGGUGGCCGUGACCCUCGACGGGCGCAGCCAAGCCAAGGUGUCAUGUGACCAGAGGACGAGGAUGACGGCGCAGGAGGCCUGCAUUGGCAAGGCUUGCCUCGGGCCGCAGCCCGCCCCUGAGCCGGGCCCUCGAGGACCUGGCCCCCUGCGUGCUGGCCUGGAGGUCCUGGGCUGCAACGGCAACGUCUGGAACAGGAGCGUCGAGGUCCUCGAGGCCUUCUUCCACGCCCACCAGCACUGGCCGCAGCUGGCCCUCCUUCAGGAGACGAGGCUAACCCAGGAGCGCCUUCCUGGUGCCAGGGCGCUGGCACGCCGCCUCGGCUACACCGCCUUCUUCCAUGAGGCUGUGGCCACGGGCCAGCCUGGCCCGAACGCUACGUCGGGCGGCGUCGCGAUCCUGGUGAGGGCUGGUCUCCAGGCCGAGGAGUCCGCAUGCCAGAUCCCUGCGGCCCUGCGCCACCGCCUCAUCGGCGUAGAGGUGACCGCGCCGUCGGGCCUCCGCCUCCUGGCCUUGGCUGGGUACUUCCAGCACUGCUUGGGCCCGCGGGGGAUCAACCUCGACCUGUUCUCCUCGGUCGCGGACCUAGUGGCAUUCUCGCUCGACUUGCCCUGGGUCCUCCAGGCUGAUUUCAAUAUGGAGCCCGAGCCCCUGCAGGAGCUGGGCUGGCCUGCAGCAGUUCGCGGUCAAGUGCUCGGACCCUCCGAGGCGACUUGCUGCGCCCAGGUCUUGGAGCACGUCUGCGACUGGUUCGUCGCGUCGUCCGACCUGGCCACGUGCACGGCGUCCUGCGCGACCGCGCUCAACGGCUUCGGGCUGCACCCGCAUUCUCCUGUGUUGCUGCGCCUCCAGGACGUCAGGUGCGAUGCCCUGGUCGAGGUCCCCCCCCGUCCUGCUCGGUUUCCAGAUGUGGAGGUCGAAGGCCUGCGCUCCCACGAGGACGCCCUGGUCCAGGCCUUCGCUGUCGGCAAGCGCGGGAAGGUGUCGCAGAAGGAUGUUGCUUGGUCAUGGGCUCAGGGUUCGCGCCCGACCUGUCUCUCCGCUGCCUUCGGCGAGUGGAUCGAGGCGGCGGAGGGCACUCUCACGGGCAUCCGCGAGAUUGCGCCAGGCGACCUGCCGCGCUACCUUGGGCGAGCGGCAGGGCCCAAGACCAGGCGCAUGCCCUUCAGCGCGCUGGUGCAGCGCGAGGCCAGGUUGAAGUACAGCAUGCUGACCCACCGCCUGAGGAGCUGCCUUGCGGUCGCCCUCCAGAGGCUUCGGGCCGAGCAGGCCGGCAGGAAGCACCCGAACCACUCUUGGUGGUAUGAGCAGGAGGCGGCGGCGAGGGCGAAGCUCCUGGACGAGGCGACCCAGGAGGUGGCUGGUCUUCGGAGCGAGCCCCUCCCUGGGGCCUCCGACGAGAAGUGGGGCGACCUCGCCUUCCACGCGGGGGUGAAGGGCUGCCCCACGGCGAUCGCCAAGCUGCAGUCGUGGCUCCUGGCGCCCCAGAGGCGCGAUGCCGCUGAAGGCGCGGCCGCUUGGCGCAGCUGGGCCCAGACGGCGGUGGAGAAAGGAGGCCGCCUGGCCCACCGCUUCUCCAAGGCGGCUCCCACGCCUGUGGUCAGGGACGCCGACGCUGGGAGGCCGCUCGUCGGCAUGGACGCCGUGGACCAGCUCGCGCGCACGUGGCAGCGGCUCUGGCUCCAGGAUGGCUUCUCCCGCGGGGUCGGAACCCACCGGUGGGAUGUUGGCUCUUGGACGCUGCCGCCCAUCACCCGGGAGGCCUUGCAGCAGGCGUGCAAGCGCUAUGGCCCGUCUGUGGGGUUGGGCUGCGACAACCUGCACCCUCGCCAGCUCCUUCUGCUGCCAGUGGCGCUGCAGCUUCGCCCGAUUGACAUCCUCACGGCGUUCGAGGACAAACCUACUUCGAUCAAGGGGCAGGUGGCCAGCCUGUUCCUGGACAUCCGCAGGUUUUACGAGCACGUGCGCCACGACGUCCUCUGGUCGUCCGCCCAGCGCUUCGGCUUCAGCCUGGAGCUGCUGCGCGGCCUCCUCGCCAUCUACCAGGCCCCGAGGAUCGUGCUGGCAGCUGGGGCUCAGCGGCCUCUGGCCACCCUGCGCAACUUAGUUGACGACGUCUCGCUCCAAGCUGUCGGCUCGGCGAGGCUGGUUGUGGACCACCUCCCGCUCAAUGAGGGCAAGUCCGUGUUCCUGGCCUCGUCGGCACAGGUGGCGGACGGCCUCGCCGCCAGCCGGGCAGCCCUCGGCUUCGAGGUCAAGCGCGGCCCCCAGGCCCGCAACCUGGGCACCGACGCCAACGCUCAGGGCGUCGAGGUGCAGCGCUCCACUGACCUGGACCCGAGCCCAGCCCUUGUCCGUGCCGCGGUGCAGAUGGCAGCCAGCUUCCUCCAGUCGGGAGAGGUGCCCCUGAGGAUGUUCGCUACCUGCCUGGAGGAGGCCGAGCGCAGGCACGGCAGCGCCAGGGCGCCCUGGGUGAACUGCAAGAGCCCCGUCGACGCCCUGGCCCUUUCUCUGUUGCGGGUUGGUUGGCGCCUCUCGGCUGGGCACAUCAUGCACACCGACAACGGCCACGCCUUGGACAUGCUGAUCAUGGGCCCCCGCGAGCUCGGACUGCUGGCUGCGGCAGGUGCUCGCAGGGCCUCCGGCAGGGCUGAGAUGGCGCGGCUUGGACGCGGAACCGCCCCCGCCAUGCCCUUGUUCUGGGGCGCACUCGGCCAGGUCAUCGGCCCGCGCGGCAAGUUCAGCUGCAGGGAGAAGGCCGCGGUGGUGAGCUACCUGUCCAACGCCCACUGGCCGCAGACUCGCCUCUUCGCGGCUGGCGAGCGGCGCCGCCCCCGCUGCUGCGCCUGCGGCGAGGGGCGCGGCAGCCUCUGGCACAAGCUCUUCGAGUGCCAAGCCCUGUCCGCUGAGAGGAGGGACUCGGUGUCCGCCCGCCUCCUUCGCUGCGCCACUCGA